Zingiber officinale is the source of this 1106-nucleotide messenger RNA. Its product is annotated as transcription factor DIVARICATA-like. Bases 307 to 888 code for a protein of 193 amino acids. Gene Ontology annotation, molecular function: DNA binding. The record is from RefSeq and is a predicted model, not a curated record. The transcript has 2 exons. Lineage: Eukaryota; Viridiplantae; Streptophyta; Magnoliopsida; Zingiberales; Zingiberaceae.
CGCAAGUGCUGUAGAUGCGUUGCGCAGGGCCCCACCGCCGCCGCCCAGCGCCGACAUUCCCGACACCGUCAGCCGUCGGAUUCGGCCUCAAGAUUCUCUCGGCCGACGUGGGCUCGCGCGUGCGCUGCACGGCCGGUGAGCGUAUCCGCCCCCGAACUUUCCAACCGACUAGUGAAACGUGGUGCCCGGUGACGCAUCCUCCCCACGCCCUCCCCCUGUUUCGGCCGUGUGUAAAUAAGAAGCAACGCCCUCCGCUACGUUACCUCCACCGUCGAGCACGGGAGCGGUAGCAAAACAGAGGAACCGAUGGGAGAAGGGGAGCUGAUGUCAAUGUUCCGGCGGCAGCCGGGAGCGCCGCGGCCGUGGACGCGGGGCGAGGACAAGGUUUUCGAGCGAGCGCUGGUGCUCUACCCCGAGGGCACGCCGGAGCGGUGGUCGGUGAUCGCGGCGGAGCUCUCCGGGCGGAGCGCAGUGGAGGCGUGGGAGCGGUACCAGGCGCUGGUGGAGGACUGCCGCAUGAUCGAGCGGGGGCUGGUUGAGGUGCCCGAUUGCUGGGACGCCGAAGGGAGCGACGACGGCGAAGAAUCAUCCGACGGAAGCGGCAGCGCGCGCCAGCGGGUACUGCAGGCAGGCCGCGGCAGGGGAGAGGAGCGGAAGCGCGGGAUUCCGUGGACAGAGGAGGAGCACCGGCUGUUUUUGGAAGGACUGGCGAAGUACGGAAAGGGAGACUGGCGGAACAUCUCGCGGUGUGCGGUGAAGACGAGGACGCCGACGCAGGUGGCCAGCCACGCCCAGAAGUUCUUCAUCCGGCAGAGCCAGAACAACAAUGGGGGAAAAAACAGAGAGGGUAGUAAGAGAAAGAGCAUCCAUGAUAUCGCCAAUCCGUAACUGCAAGAAUUCAAAAAUUGAACGUGUAACGCAGUCCAAAUUAGUUGUGUUCCGAUUAAGUGUAAAUACACCAGUGGAAAUUAGAUGGCUAUGUCGUCGUCAAUUGAACUUCUUCUUCGUCAGUUCGUCAGUUUAAUUUGCCUACGAUUUGCCCUUUCCUUUUUCCUGUUCUGCGUUUCAUCUAUAAAAUUUAAUGAAUCCCACGGUAUUAGAAUCGA